Ruditapes philippinarum (Manila clam) is the source of this 2118-nucleotide messenger RNA. Its product is annotated as nucleolar protein 56-like. Bases 74 to 1663 code for a protein of 529 amino acids. Gene Ontology annotation, molecular function: snoRNA binding. The transcript is spliced from 11 exons. Gene Ontology annotation, cellular component: small-subunit processome; box C/D methylation guide snoRNP complex. NCBI's taxonomy places the organism in Eukaryota, Metazoa, Mollusca, Bivalvia, Venerida, Veneridae. The record is from RefSeq and is a predicted model, not a curated record.
CUAGAAAUUCAGACAACGAUAAAAACAAAGGAAAUCAGAAAAUAAACCGGAUGUUGAUAGAGUUUCCGGAAAAAUGGCUCAGAAUAUGCUUAUACUGUUCGAGCAUGCCUCGGGGUAUGCUUUGUUCCGGGUUAAAGAGUUUGAGGAGGUGGGAAUGUUGCUACCAGAGGUAGAAGCAGGAGUUGGUGAUCUUAGUAAAUUCCAGUCAGUUGUUAAACUUGCUGCUUUUUCACCAUUUAAGAGUGGUACCAAUGCCUUGGAUAACAUAAAUAGUAUUUCUGAAGGAGUUUUACAUGAAGAUCUCCGAGUGUUCAUUGAAACAAAUGUUCCAAAGUCAUCUAAGAAACAGAAGGUUGUCCUUGGAGUAGCUGAUCCCAAGAUUGGUUCAUCUAUUGUAGAAGAAUUGAAAGUACAAUGCCAACACACAGGAGUUAUACCAGAGAUUAUUAGAGGUAUCCGUCUCCACUUUCCACAUCUUGUUAAGGGCCUUUCAGAAGUAUCUGCAAGCAAAGCCCAGCUUGGUCUGGGACACAGCUACUCUCGGGCCAAGGUGAAGUUCAAUGUAAACAGAGUGGAUAACAUGAUCAUACAGAGUAUAGCUCUACUAGAUCAGCUGGACAAAAACAUCAACACAUUUGCUAUGAGAAUUAGAGAAUGGUACUCCUAUCAUUUCCCAGAACUUGUUAAGAUUAUCAAUGACAACCAUAUGUACUGUGCCGUAGCGAAGGUGAUCAAAAACAGGAAGGAAUUUACAGAUGAUAAAAUAGCAGAGCUUGAAGAAAUUGUCAUGGAUGAUGCCAAAGUACAGGCCAUUUGUGAUGCUUCUAGGUCAUCCAUGGGUAUGGAUAUAUCAGUGGUGGAUCUGGUCAACAUAGAGAUGUUUGCCUCCAAAGUUAUCUCCCUUGUUGAGUACAGGAAAUCACUUAGUGAGUACUUGAAGAGUAAAAUGGCAUCAUGUGCACCGAAUCUUGCUACCCUAAUUGGUGAACAGGUUGGAGCACGGCUUAUUGCACACGCUGGUAGUUUGACAAAUCUGGCCAAGUACCCAGCUUCUACUGUACAGAUUCUUGGUGCUGAAAAAGCUCUGUUCAGGGCUUUAAAAACUCGUGGUAAUACACCAAAGUAUGGUCUCAUUUUCCACUCUACAUUUAUUGGGCGUGCCGGAGCCAAAAAUAAGGGACGUAUUUCAAGAUACCUAGCCAACAAGUGUUCAAUUGCAUCUCGUAUAGAUUGUUUCUCAGAUAUUCCAACUUCAGUGUAUGGGGAGUUUCUACGUCAACAAGUAGAAGAUAGACUCAAGUUUUAUGAGACAGGAGAAGCUCCGAAGAAAAACAUUGAUGUUAUGCAUGAUGCAAUGCAGGAGGCUGCAGUAGUACAGGCCAACCUGAUGAAGAAAGAAAAAAAGAAAAAGAAGAAAGAGAAAAAAAGGAAGCAAGAAGGUGGUGAUGUUUCCAUGGAAACAGAUGGAAACACAACCUUAAAUACAACAGCUGAAGGCGAACCUCCUGUUAAGAAAAAGAAGAAAAAGAGGCAAUCAGAUGAAAAUGAGGCUAAUGUCACCAUGGAAACGAGUCAGGAACUUGAGACAACCCAAGAGACAGAAAGUCCCAGCAAGAAGCAGAAAAAGAAGAAAAAGAAGAAGAGCAAAGAAGCUGCAGAAUGAAAUAAAAAUGAUAAAAGACAAUACUUAUAAUUGUUAAUGAAGUAUGGUUAAAACAGCAUGCCUCCAGAUUCAUGCGAAUUUUCAUGAAAAGUUUUAAAAUGUGUUAAAGAGUGACACUGACAGUCUACUUAAAUUACCGGAAAAAAGGUCGAAAUAUGUAAAACUAGCCUUACUGCUUUAGUCAGGAAGUAGAAAUAUAGUAAUAAAUACUGCAAUGUCAAUAAUAAAUUGUAAAAUAUAACAUGUAAAAUUAUUUCUUGAAUCUAACUGCUUUUCUUAAAAGUGGAGUACAUUUUUAUCAACUUUGUUGACUUUCUUGAAAGUCUUUAGAAACUCUGGAGGCAUGCAGCUUUAACAUUUUAAUUGUAUAGAUAAUGUGAACAUUUUAUUUCAUUUCUGUAAUCUUUAUUGAAAACAUUUCUUACUUUAGGCAAAAAUAAAGAGGCAGAUAAAUU